AUGUCAACAUCAGAGAACACAACAACAGUUAUAGUCCAUGAAGCUAUAAAUGAAGAAUACGAGUACAUACAGUAUAACAAACAGUUACGUCUCAUUCGUUCAGUCAAAGAUGACAUGUACCAAAUGCAGAGUAUAAUGAAUGCUCUUCGUUCUACAAAGCAAGCAUAUCAUUGGUUUGAAAACCAACAGACAAAAGAACUUUUAGAAGAAUUUCCUCAUAUGAUUGCUUCCCUCGGAAAACCGAGGGAAGAGAUUCCGUAUGAAAAUCGCAAGAAUUUGGCUCCUGGUUUGAAAGGUUAUUAUGUUCAUAGACGUUUCCGGAAAACAUUUAAUUAA
Trichomonas vaginalis G3 is the source of this 336-nucleotide messenger RNA. Its product is annotated as KilA, N-terminal/APSES-type HTH, DNA-binding family. The transcript has a single exon. The record is from RefSeq and is a predicted model, not a curated record. Bases 1 to 336 code for a protein of 111 amino acids. Lineage: Eukaryota; Parabasalia; Trichomonadida; Trichomonadidae.